AGCAUUCCUUCGAUGAAAUGAAAAUUCUGAAAAUUAAAAAAAAAAACGUGUGUGUCAUGAUAAACCGAUUUAUCAUGAGUGACGUGGCUCGACCAUGAUCCCGUUUCGGUCGAGCUUUCCCAACAACAAAAAAUAUCUCGUUUCAAUGCCAAACGACGUGAUUUGAGGAACACGGUUGGUUCUUUUCGCGCAAAUCGGCGUGAAACCGCGUGGAAUCGGCUCCAUUUGAGACCGAAAACUUUGAAAAAAAAAAAUUCAAAGACAGUGCACAACUUGGGAAAGAAACAUUUGAAGAGCCAUGGUGUGCUACACGCCUGUCGGUGGGCUCAGUCAGCAGGAUGUCGAAGCCCUGUUGCUCCAGAAGCUGGCCAAGAGCAUCAGUUUGGCUCAGUAUCCCGUGUUGGGCCUGCAAGUCUUUGCUGCUGUGUAUCGCUCUAGGCUGCGACUGCUUCAAAACGACGACCUGGGUCCUGCUGGAACUUCUUGCGUCAAAGAUGCGAUCAAACCCUCUUCUGCGAAUCCCGAAGGAUCCAAGCAACCUGCUGGCGCACCUUCUGGCACUUCUGGUGAGUGA
Messenger RNA from Notodromas monacha, 574 nucleotides. Lineage: Eukaryota; Metazoa; Arthropoda; Ostracoda; Podocopida; Cyprididae. The record is from the annotation of a GenBank genome assembly.